AUGCCGCCCCGCCUGCGCAUCAGCCUCUGUCCUGCGCCAUCACCAAUCCCAUCAACAUCACAAUACAUCUGCAUACAAUGCCGCCACGCUUCCAACGCCGGCCGCUUCAGCACAACACCUGCGCCAUCUCUCGCUUCCCUCAAAGCAGCGCCUCUGCUCACGCGCUAUCCUCCAACCCAACCGCCAUCAUACAAACCGCCAGAGUUCCGCAAAACCCAACUCCACAGACAAUAUCAAUCCGUACUCCGCGCAUCUCCUCUAAUCCUCCUCUUUCAACACAACAACCUCAAAUCCACCGAAUGGRUUGGUAUUCGUAGAGAACUCGCUACGGCGCUUAAAAAAGUCGACGAGGAACUGGCCAAGAAUGGGAACACAGAGUAUAUUGGCUCAGAGACGAAGCUACAGGUCGUACAGACAGGCAUUUUUGCCUCGGCGUUGAAGAUUGUGGAGUUCUGGGAUCCCAAGUUUGAAGCGAUGCAGCAAUCCACAGAUCCCGCCGGAAACCCUAAAGCGCAGGCGACUUCGAAACUUACACAUGGUCUCUCGAGGAAGGCGUAUUAUGUUGCGAAUAAGAAACAGCCCCUCAAUCACGGCCUGGAGCCACUUCUCUCCGGCCCGCUGGCGCUUUUGACUCUGCCUGCUGUGAGUCCCGCCCAUUUGAAAGCCGCCAUUCAAAUUCUGGCACCAAGCGCACCGGAUUUCCCGGCGCCAAAGAGGAAGGCUAGUCCCGGGUAUUUCGAACCAGCGGUGCAAGCAGGGUUGCAGAAACUGAUGCUAUUGGGUGCAAGGGUGGAAGGAAAGGUCUUUGAUGCCGAGGGCGUGAAGUGGGUGGGUGGAAUUGAGGGUGGUCUAGAUGGAUUGAGAGCGCAGUUGGUGGCGAUGCUGCAGGGUGUUGGAGCGGGUGUCACAAAUGCGUUGGAGGGAGUGGGGAGGAGUCUGUACAUUACCGUUGAGGGGAGGAGGAUGAUGCUGGAGGACGAGGAGAAGGGUGAUGCUCCUUCCUCUGCUGCUCCCGAGGCGAAGAGCGAGGAAGUGAAACCCUAG
Ramularia collo-cygni is the source of this 1044-nucleotide messenger RNA. Its product is annotated as related to ribosomal protein YmL11 precursor, mitochondrial. NCBI's taxonomy places the organism in Eukaryota, Fungi, Ascomycota, Dothideomycetes, Mycosphaerellales, Mycosphaerellaceae. Gene Ontology annotation, cellular component: mitochondrial large ribosomal subunit. Gene Ontology annotation, biological process: translation. Gene Ontology annotation, molecular function: structural constituent of ribosome. The coding region runs from base 1 to 1044 and encodes 347 amino acids. The record is from RefSeq and is a predicted model, not a curated record. The transcript has a single exon.